Molecule: messenger RNA, 1755 nt
Organism: Homalodisca vitripennis (glassy-winged sharpshooter)
Lineage: Eukaryota; Metazoa; Arthropoda; Insecta; Hemiptera; Cicadellidae
Product: RNA-binding protein 48-like
Exons: 4
Coding region: 1384-1755 (123 amino acids)
Cellular component (GO): nucleoplasm
Molecular function (GO): nucleic acid binding
Source: RefSeq, a predicted model, not a curated record
UUAAUAAUAUAAAGAGAUCCCAAUAAUGUUAAUACCAGUAUUUUCGCAAGAAACUAAUAUUCUAUUUUAGUGCAGUAUUUAAAUUAUACUUUAGGCUUAACCAUAGAACACAAAGACAACCUAAGUAGUAUGAACACACAGGUGGGGUGCUCCAACACCCCAAUUAAAAAACCACAUACUUCAUCGACAAAGUAUGAUUUAUUAAUACAUUUAACGUCUAAUACAAAUAAUACUUUGAAAAUAAUGUCACAAAACACUUGUCUAUACAGGUGGUUAGUUUAUACAAGACUGGCAGACAUCAUUUUUAUGUUCUGGGCAAAUUGCUGAGUUACAUUUUACACAGAAUGUUUUUGUCUUUCUGGCUUUGGACUUUGGACAGACUGAACAUCUUGCCUGUGUUGGUCUGUUGUUCACAACUUAUGGCGCAGGGUUUUCUAGUCCAAUGCCAAGGCUUUUUUAAUUCCCUCUGCAAGCUCCUUUGAUAAAGGUUUCUUUAGCCUUUCCUCCAUGAAUGGUUUGGCUAGCUGUAGACAAAAAUCUUUUAGAAAACAUUACCGUUGUACAGUCUUGUCACUGUGUUUGUUUCAAAAUUAAUACUAGGGCGUCAACACCUGCCUGAUCUAAAUUUCCAUAAAAAAACCUAAGAGCCAACAACGUGUUUUUCUGGCAACACUAUGGGUGUGAUUUAACUGAUGGAAAGUGUCAACCCCUCCCUUAGUUUUGUUGUAGAAGUGUACUAUUUUGGGCAUUUUUAUUUCUUCAAUUAUAGAUUUAUCACCAUGCAUAGUAGAAAGCAGGAUAACAGAUUUCCCUUUUUUAGGGCAGAUAUUUAUAGUUUUUCUUAGUCAAAAGCAAAACUCGAGGAAAGCACUUCUUUGUUUUUUGAUGGUAGGAAUGAAUGUGGGAUUUCUCUCUUAUUUUUACGCAAUGUUCCCACUAAUGACAACUUGCAGUCAGUUGCUGCCUGCUAAAGGUAUUGACAUAAACCAAUUAUCGGCGGUGAUGUUACGACCUGUCCUAUUUAUAGUAUUUAUAGGUUCUGUAAUUUCUUUUACAAUACUAACCUGAGUGGUUGAUUUAUGUCUCUUCGGCCAUUUUCUUUUUCAAUAUAAGGUGUAGCGUUUAUCAUGUAAUAUGUUUUGCUAUCACACAUGCACACUAGUUUUUAAAUCAUAUUUUUAUCAGGCCUAGAAGGAAUGUAAACCUUGAACGGACACUUACCUCGAAAGGCAAGAAGUUGCUCAUCUACUGUACAAUAUGCAUGGGGUGUGUAGCAAAAUUUGGAAAUAAAAAUGUUCCACAGGGCACGAAUAGAAGCAAAUUGAUCAUCCUCGUCUUGUGUGGAACAGUCAUUGAAACAUUUGUUAUCUAUCACAGUGAACUAUGGAUAUUGUCAAACAGAAUCACCACGAGCAACAGAGUCUUUGUAUGACAAGGCCUUCCUAUAGACAAGGAGGGAAGCUGACUGCAGUGAAGGUGUACACAGUGUGUGAUGAAUCAGUUCAUCUGAUAAUAAGCAGAGUUCCUGCUAUUAAGCUACACUCCGAGCUGUGUACGCUUUGCAACCGCUUCGGAGAUGUCACCAGAUGUGUCCAAGUUCCUAAUUAUGAGACUGAGGAAUCAUUUGUGGAAACAUAUCAUGUGCAGUAUGCAAGAAUACAGUCUGCUAGGUAUGCAAAGAAACAGCUGGAUGAAAGAGCUUUCUAUGGAGGUUGUGUUGCACGUUUGUUAUGCCCCAGAACUGGAAACUGUUGA